Molecule: messenger RNA, 2073 nt
Organism: Arabidopsis arenosa
Lineage: Eukaryota; Viridiplantae; Streptophyta; Magnoliopsida; Brassicales; Brassicaceae
Source: the annotation of a GenBank genome assembly
CUUUUCAGUUUCUCUCUUCUGUGAUCGUUCUUCUUCUUGUGACUUGUGAGUAUCUAAACAGAGAUGUCUUACGUUCCACCACAUAAACGACAUGAAAAUGUUGGAUUGAUAGCAUCCUCUGUUCCACCUUCUCUUCUUACAAAGCUCAAUAAAAACCUCGGGAGUACUAAUACAAAGAUAAUCUACGCAAACGAUUUCAUUUAUAGAUGGUUUCUCGUUGGUUCAGAAUCAGAGGACAAUUACUUUCAACUUGUGCCCGUUUCUUUAAAGUGGAGGAACGACGCAGAAGAAAAAUCUUUGGGAAUCUUAGCGAAGAGUGAUUUUGGAAAACAGGAAACUCCAUGGUUAUGGGUGACAGAGAAAGUGGAGGAUGAUCUUAUAAAGGGGUUUGAUAGGGCAAAGAAGACGUUGCUACGUUACGGUGGAUCAGAGGAUGUCAAACUCAGACUGAUCGCUCGAUUUGGUAAAGUUGUUUUCCAUGGUGUUAGUUCAUCAGAUACUCUAAGAGAUGGUCCGUUAACUAAAAGCACAUUGGAAAAUUUGAAGAAAACGUUUCGUACAAAUGUCCCAAAGUCUUAUGUCGAAAACGUUAGGUAUGGAGUUGUGCACAAAAUGGGAUUUUGUGUUGAAGAAACCAAAGAGUUGUAUCACGUGAAGGUCGCAGACAACACUCGUCCUGAUGCAACCAUCUCAUGUAAAUGUAUGGUGGACCAACAACAUAAACGACUCAAUUUCUAUAAGGCGGAGCUUAGUGCUUUGAGGCACUUAAAUCUUGACGUCUCAUGCCUUGAUCAAGAUCUUGACAUGAGGUUGAUGGUUGACUCAAAAAGGACAUUAACCAAUCUCUCAGAGAAUGAGAUUAAGAAUCUCAAAGAAUUGACUGAUUCAGCGGUGAUAGAUCCAACUGUGAAAGGUGGGUUAAAGUGGCCACUUGGGAAAUCUUCUUGUGCGGAUCGAUAUAGAGUUUGUGGUGUUUGGCAUACUAUAAAUACUACGUACAGAAACCAGGCUCUGAGGCUUCAAAUCCUAGAGGCUGAUCGAUAUGAUUUCCGCACUGGGAUUGGAGGAACCUCAAGUGUUGUGAAUCUCAAAUUGAAAGCCUUAAGUACUAUACUACUAAAGGAGGAAAAUGUGGAGAGGAAAUGUGUUUCAGACAUGCUGAAAGAUGGUCUGAAAGCAGUUUGGGAUUACUUUUUGAAAGAAGUAUCUGAUUGUGGUUUGGUUGACUUCUUCUUCUCUAGAGGCUUCACGAGUUCAAUAAUGAGUCAGAAGGGUUUGAUAUAUAGCUUUGUUGCUAAAGGAACAGUUGUUCUAGCGGAGCAUACUCCUUAUUCAGGCAACUUUAGCACCAUUGCUGUUCAAUGUCUGCAGAAGCUACCCACUAAUAGCAGCAAGUAUACUUACUCUUGCGAUGGUCAUACUUUCAAUUUCCUUGUCGACAAUGGUUUUGUGUUUCUAGUGGUUGCUGAUGAGUCCACCGGAAGAAGUGUUCCUUUCGUGUUUCUUGAACGGGUCAAGGAAGACUUUAAGAAGCGGUAUGAAGCGAGUAUAAAGAAUGAUGAGCGACAUCCUCUUGCAGAUGAUGACGAAGAUGAUGAUUUGUUUGGAGAUCGGUUUAGCAUUGCAUACAAUCUUGACAGGGAGUUUGGGCCCAUACUUAAGGAGCAUAUGCAGUAUUGUAUGAGCCAUCCAGAAGAGAUGAGCAAACUUUCAAAGUUGAAGGCCCAAAUUACUGAGGUCAAGGGGAUCAUGAUGGACAACAUUGAGAAGGUUCUAGACAGAGGAGAGAAGAUCGAACUUCUGGUUGACAAAACCGAGAACCUACAGUUCCAGGCGGAUAGCUUCCAGAGACAAGGAAGGCAGUUAAGAAGGAAGAUGUGGCUACAGAGUCUGCAGAUGAAGCUGAUGGUGGCUGGUGCUGUUCUCUCCUUUAUUCUCAUCGUUUGGGUUGUUGCUUGUGGAGGUUUCAAAUGUUCAUCAUGAUGUUUCGCUUCGUUUGUACCUGUUUUAACACUUAAAUCGCAUGCUCAUGUUUGUACAUUGAAGAACUUAUAAUAACAUAUCAUCAUCAUC